Periconia digitata is the source of this 396-nucleotide messenger RNA. The record is from the annotation of a GenBank genome assembly. Lineage: Eukaryota; Fungi; Ascomycota; Dothideomycetes; Pleosporales; Periconiaceae.
UGGAUGCCGACACAUCCAUGUGCCUAUUCUGGUGUAUUCAGUGUGUUUUGCGUUCAUUUGUCCGGGGCUCCUGUAGGCUGGACACACCCGCUCUCUUUCGCGCCGUCCCGCCGUCGAACCAGUAUCUGGGCCCAAAAAUGGACGGCCGGGUGCGUCAUCCACCGCUCCCAGAGCAUGACUUUGGCUGCAAGGAUGCCUGAAUCAUGCAGCCACUGGAGCAGCACAGCAUUAGGUGCAUGGUCGUGCCCAAUGGGACUCCUGACGCUCUGUCGGAAGGGCUGCAAGCGUGCAAUGCACAUGGUCAAAUCACUGAGUUGCGAGAGCGGAUCUGCCCGUUCCCAGAACCCGAUUUUGCGUGCGUUACAUGGUAAGCUCCCGUCUGACAGACAUUUGUAA